Salvia splendens (bonfire salvia) is the source of this 753-nucleotide messenger RNA. RefSeq names its product secreted RxLR effector protein 161. Lineage: Eukaryota; Viridiplantae; Streptophyta; Magnoliopsida; Lamiales; Lamiaceae. The coding region runs from base 1 to 753 and encodes 250 amino acids. The transcript has a single exon. The record is from RefSeq and is a predicted model, not a curated record.
AUGGAGGAUUGCAAACCAAUCAAUACAACGGUGGAAUGCGGGAUCAAGCUAUCAAAGAAUGAUAAAGAGGAAAAGGUGGAUCUGACACUAUACAAGAGCUUGGUGGGAAGCCUACGGUACUUAACUUGCACAAGGCCGGAUAUAUUGUACGCUACAGGGCUCGUAAGGCGCUACAUAGAGAAUCCAACCACUACUCACUUCAAGGUGGCUAAGAGAAUACUCCGAUAUCUCAAAGGUACGAUCGACUAUGGCCUAUUAUAUUCAGCUACUAACGAUUACAUGCUUGUUGGCUACAGUGAUAGUGACUGGGCUGGUGACACUGAUGACCGAAAGAGUACAAGUGGAUAUGUGUUCUAUAUGGGAGACACUGCCUUCACUUGGAUGUCUAAAAAACAGCCCAUUGUCACAUUAUCAACCCGCGAAGCCGUAUAUGUGGCUGCCACCUUCAAUUUUUGUCAUGCAAUUUGGCUCAGGAGUUUAUUAUCGGAGCUCGAGUGGCCACAAAGGAGCCAACAACUAUUUGUGUGGAUAACAAGUCGGCCAUUGCGCUAUCCAAAAAUCCAGUGUUCCACAACCGAAGCAAAUACAUCGACACCCGCUACCACUACAUCAGAGAAUGCGUUGCAAAUCAGGAGAUUCAAGUUUGAGUAUGUGAAGUCGCAAGAUCAAGUUGCUGAUAUCUUCACAAAGCCGCUCAAGCAUGAAGACUUUAUCAAGAUAAGGACAUUGCUCGGAAUGACAAAUCAAGUUUAA